Molecule: messenger RNA, 219 nt
Organism: Mytilinidion resinicola
Lineage: Eukaryota; Fungi; Ascomycota; Dothideomycetes; Mytilinidiales; Mytilinidiaceae
Exons: 3
Biological process (GO): mitochondrial respiratory chain complex IV assembly
Cellular component (GO): mitochondrial intermembrane space
Source: RefSeq, a predicted model, not a curated record
AUGAGUUCUUUCGGCGGCCCUGGAGGAGGUCAGAAGGUCUUCAAGCCAACCCCACCCGAACGAGGAUCCUUUCCACUCGAUCACGACGGCGAGUGCAAAGCGGUGAUGACCUCCUACCUACGCUGCCUGCGUUCGCAUCGGGGGAUGAACGACCCGGAAUGCCGGGGGCUGUCCAAGUCCUAUCUGCAAUGCCGCAUGGAACGGUACGUACCGAUGCCA